AUGGCGGCUUCCUUUCCCGCAAAUACAACCUCAUAUCCUUCCUCUUCCUCCGAAGAUUCUGAAGAAGACCGUCCCAAAAACCCACCUGUCGUUGGAAACAAGGCGUGCCCCCCAGAACCUUCGCCAAACCCUUCGUCCGCCUUCGCCGAGUCCGGAACACAGAGGGCAAAGAAACAAAAAAAGAAGAGAGCUUUUACAUCGAAAUCCAGACCUGGAGCCAGGAGCUCUACCGAUAGUUUCAGCUCGUCGGAGGUCGGGUCUCCGGUCGAUGACGCUGGACAGCCAAGGUUGGAACACGAUUCAGAAUCUGAAGACUUGGAAAUGAGCGACUAUCCACAUACCGGCGAUGAGGGUGAAUCAUGGGCUCCGAGCCCGGAUAGACGUAAAAGGGGUAAACGUAGAAGACGGGGCGGAUUGAACUUACGUGGUGGUGAGGGGAGUGUCGGUUUGGGUGAUAGGUUGGUUAUGGCAGAUGGGGAACGGCCAGUGAUAAGUGACGAAGAGAAGAAGCUUGCAGAUGGGAAGAUUAUUAAAGAUAUGAGUAUCAACGCGUUGUUUAUUGGUCUUUGGUAG
Molecule: messenger RNA, 573 nt
Organism: Morchella sextelata
Lineage: Eukaryota; Fungi; Ascomycota; Pezizomycetes; Pezizales; Morchellaceae
Exons: 1
Coding region: 1-573 (190 amino acids)
Source: RefSeq, a predicted model, not a curated record